AUGAAUAGUGAGCGAAUUUUGUCGAAAAAUCCAUUAAAUGGAGAUACUGGAUUGCGGAAUGCUAACGAUGCUAGUUCCAUUAUCAUCUCUCCAGGUGCAGUGGGCAGCUUUUCAUCGCGGUGUUCAUUUCUAAACCAAAAAUAUUCGAAUUGGUUGGGAAAAUGCAUUUUGCUUUUCUUGAUGCUGGCAGUGUUUAUUUUUGGCUUACUUUUGGCGUUUUUGGUAGGGCAUUGGGUUGCCAAGUCGAAUAGUCCAGAUCAAUUGGAAGUGGAAAAAGAAGUGGUGGUGAAGAAUAUUACGUUGUUGGGUGUAUAUCCACCUACAUCAAAUUUAAUUCCUCCAAAGGCAUUUCAUUCUUCUAUGAGUCCUGCGACAAUCCAAAAAUAUCGAGAAGUUCCUUUGGCACGAUUACCCAGAACACUUCGACCUGAACAUUAUGAUCUACAGCUGGACUUUACGAAGGUGAUUUCAAAAGAACAAAUUUUCGGCAAUGUAUCGAUACUUCUUGAAUCAUACGGUAAUUCUACAACACCCCAUGAAGUUGCCUUUCAUGCGGCGGCGAAUGUAUAUAUCGGCAGAGUACUCUUACGUUAUCGAGGAAAAGAUGUUGGCAUAAAGACAUUCAAACGAGAGCAACGUGCCAGGAUAAUUCGACUCUUGCUCGAACAACCUUUGAAACAUGGAUGGUAUGCACUCGAAAUGGAAUUUGUUACAAAAAUUUGCGAGGACACCAAUGGAGGAGUACAAUGUUAUCGGGGUAUAGGAAAUAAUGAUAAUCCAUCACCAAGGAAUCAGCAUUUACCAAUAAUCAGUUUUACCACAAAAUUUCAGCCAUCAUUGGCUAGAACUUUUUUUCCAUGUUGGGAUGAACCGAACUGGAAGGCAACAUACAACAUCACCAUACUACACUCAAGUUCGAUCACGGUUUUAACAAAUGCAGCACCACUUCACUUCACUCAAAAGCAACGACUCUCUUUUGUUCGUACAAAAUUCCGAGAAACACCACCAAUCCCGGCAUUUUUACUCGCAUUUGCAUUUGGUCCGUACAACAGCUUGGAAAGGAGUACCGGAUGUGAUGUAUUACUUACUAUAUGGGCAUUUCCCGAAGAUCUCAUCUAUGCCAAAUUUGCUGCAAAUUUUUCUCCUUACAUGUUCGACCAACUUGCAAAAGAGUUUGUUAUACCGUAUCCUCUCUCAAAAAUCGACUUUGUAGCUGCUCAUUCAUUUCCAGUUAACGGUAUUGAAAAUUGGGGACUAGUUGUAUUCCAGAAGGAAAUGUUCUUACUAGAUUCAUUGCUCGAAAAUAAUGCGAAUAUGUCAGUGGAUUUAUUGGCUGAACAGUAUGAUAUCGAAAAAGUCAUUACUCAUGAACUUGUCCAUCAAUGGUUUGGAAAUUUGGUUACAAUAAAUGAUUGGUCUGAGUUGUGGUUAAGUGAAGGAUUUACGUCGUAUUAUGUAAGUGAUUUUCUGAAAAAACAACGUCCAAUUCUGGCCACUAACGAAUAUUUCCUUCGUCUUUCUCAACUACUGUCAAAACAGACGUCAAAUGAGAAGGUGCCGCUAGUAAAACGUUUUAGAACGGAAGCGGAGGUAGAAAAUGCUUUCAAUCCAUACCAUUUGUAUACAAAAGGAGCUGUUAUUGUUAAGAUGAUGCGCGAUUUGGUCGGCGAGAAUAACUUCCGUGAAGGUGUCAGGAGAUUUUUGAAAACAAACGCCUACAAAAGCAUUGGGCGGUCAGCACUAUGGAAGGCAAUGCCAGCUUACACUGAUCAUGGUUUGGAAAACAAGAAACUUGAAAAUGUUAUUGAACCUUGGCUUCUUAACGAUGGUAUGCCUGAGGUGAUGGUAAGUCGAAACUACGACUAUGGCACUAUACGUCUUAUUCCGAGACCAUCUGAUCAAAAUCGUUAUGUUAUUUAUUUACAAGGUGGUAGCACAAGGGGUCAUAGUACAGCGAAUUCAAAAGAAUCUAUUAAAAAAGUAAGAGCAAAGAAAUGGACGGAUAAAGUUUCCAUGAAGUCAAGAAUGAAGUAUCGCAGAACAGGUAGAUCGGAAGAAGCUGAAGUUACAAGCAAUAAAGAAACAUCAUCAUCAUCAUCAUCAUCAUUAUCUUUUUACGUUGAAUUUAUGAGUAAACAACGAAGUUUUAAGAAUGUGAGAAUCAAUUCGACGAAGCAAGGAGCUAAACACAAGCAAAUAGUUAGUUUCUUUCGAGAUCUGUAG
This is a messenger RNA of Cercopithifilaria johnstoni, 2223 nucleotides long. The record is from the annotation of a GenBank genome assembly. Lineage: Eukaryota; Metazoa; Nematoda; Chromadorea; Rhabditida; Onchocercidae.